AUGUCAAACACUUCAUCAGCAUCGAACCGAGUGGCAUCUUUUAUAAACUCUGUACGAAAUCGACGUUCCGUUUCGCCGGUAGUUCAACGUUUACUGGAACUAUGUGUUCAUUAUCAACAACAACAACAAAAUAAUCAAAAUAAUCUGGCAUCUCCAUCGUCAUCAAAUGUGAAUCCAAUCGAUUUGAAUGAACAAUCGAUAAGAAAAAUCAAAAAUUUAUUAAAAAAAAUCCCCAAACCGAGACGCAAUAGUUCAGUUGAAGCAUUAGAACGAGCUGUUCUACAUAAAGAUUCAACAACACGAUGUGUUAUUAUACGAAAGUCAUCUGAUGAUACGCAGGAACAAUCGUCAAGAUUAAAUCCGGUAAUUGAUUCUUGCCGUCUUUGGCGUUGGUCGGAUUUAUUAAAUCAAGGCGAACUUAAACCUGUUGACUAUUGUCCAAAUGCUUUUCAUUAUGGACUUGACAAUAUUUGUGUUAAUCCGUAUCAUUAUGAACGUGUACCAAGCACUUACUCUGUUCAGGUUUCACGUUUGCCUCCUGAAGCCGUACAAAGUAUACCUGACAUACGUCCACCAUCAAUAAGUGAUGCGGCAGCUAAUCAAGUUCCAGAAAACAGAACCUAUGAAACACCAUUUCAGUCACAAUCAUCACCAUCAUUAUCACCUGACAGUAUUGCUUCACAAGAUUCAUUCCAUUCACCAUGUAGCGGUGUGAAUAAAGAUGAAAAUGUUGAAACGGUAACACCAAUGGAUUUAGAUAUUAUUCUAAUUGCUCAAUCGAAUCCUCCCCAAGAAGUCAGUUUUGCAUCUGAACAAGUCGAAUUGCAAGAACCUCGUGAAUGGUGUCGGUUAUCUUAUUAUGAAUUUUCUGCUCGCGUUGGUGAACAAUAUCCAGCAACACAAUCUCAUGUUAUUAUUGAUGGUUUUACGCAUCCAUCCAAUGCGGAUCGAUUUUGCCUAGGUGGCUUAACCAAUAUUGACCGUACUUUAGAAACUCAUGAAGUACGUCGUUCUAUUGGUCGUGGAGUAAAAUUAUAUCAUAUACGUGGAAACGUAUUUGCUGAGUGUCUAUCGGCUAAUCCUGUUUUUGUUCAAAGUCCGAUUGCAAAUAAAAGAUUCUCAUGGCAUCCAGCAACUGUUUGUAAAAUUCCUCCAAAUGUUAGACUACAGAUCUUUGAUAAUGAUGAAUUCACUCAAAUAUUAGCAAGUGCUAUUCACGAAGGUUAUGAAUCGGUUUAUAAUUUAACAAAAAUGUGUAUCAUUCGAAUGAGUUUGGUGAAAGGAUGGGGUGUAGACUAUCGACGAAAAUCCGUUACUAAUACACCAUGUUGGAUUGAAAUAUUUUUAGAUGGCCCGUUGAAAUGGCUUGAUUCAGUUCUUUUUACUAUGCGUGGUCCGAAUCAAUCAAUUACGAGUGUUUCUUAA
Messenger RNA from Rotaria socialis, 1425 nucleotides. The record is from the annotation of a GenBank genome assembly. Lineage: Eukaryota; Metazoa; Rotifera; Eurotatoria; Philodinida; Philodinidae.